AUGUCUAUAUUUGAUCCUGACUCAAGGAAUCGUGUACCUUCUUCGCCUUUCACUUUUCAAAGAGACCGCAACCUGACAGAUGUUGAUGAAAUAGCUUUUCCUCAGACGACAAAAUUUUACAAAAAAGACGAAGGAUCUUUUGAUUCUGAGUCAUACCUAACAAUAUCUUCUACAGGUGACGCGGCAGUGGAACAGAAUGGGGCAAAUAACAAUUAUCAAAAGAUUUAUCUAAAUCCUGAUUUUAUGUGCGAUGGUGACAUAAAUUGGUCUGAAUCAAAUCAAACGAUGGGUGCAAAAUUCAACCCAAGUUCUGUAAACGACGAGAUAGGCGAUAAAAUUUAUUCUGAGUUGGAUACAUUUCAAGAUAUUUUUGCUGUAUGGGAAUUAUGUCGAAUCAUUUAUAUUCCAUCAAAACAAGAGUACAAUCAAUUUGGGCAAUUUUCAAGCGACCUUUUAAAAUGGAUAAAUACCUGUUUUCCUUUAUCUGACUUAACAGAAGAUGAAGAGGAACAAUUAGAACAAAAUCAAGAACGCUACCGAGAUGAUCUUUUUUGGACUCAAGGAAGAAUCAAUAAGAUUUUAAUGAUAUUACGUGGGCAUACAAGAACCAUCAUUGAUGAGAGUUCAUCAUGGCAAGAAGCUCUUGGGGGCCUUGUAUAUCACACUGGAGCAAUUUUGAUGGAAUUAUUAAAGGCGCAGGUUGCGCCCAUAAGUUUUUGGCCUGUUUUAUUGCUUAACGCACUACCAUUAUUACAAGAAGAAAUUUUAAGAAAUUUGCAAGAUAUUACGUCAUUCGUAUACCAAGACGAAUGUUUAGCGUGUAUUGAACGAUUAAAGAAAUGGCAUACUCAAGAGAAUGGAUAUUCAGAAUUAGACAAAAAUUUAACAGCCUUAAGGCUAGCACUUUUACAAAAUUCAGCAGAUUGUUACAUUGAGAAUUCAUCUUCUCCUUGGAUGUUUGAGUAA
Racocetra fulgida is the source of this 966-nucleotide messenger RNA. Lineage: Eukaryota; Fungi; Glomeromycota; Glomeromycetes; Diversisporales; Gigasporaceae. The record is from the annotation of a GenBank genome assembly.